Nymphaea colorata (pocket water lily) is the source of this 567-nucleotide messenger RNA. Its product is annotated as protein PROTON GRADIENT REGULATION 5, chloroplastic-like. The transcript has 2 exons. The record is from RefSeq and is a predicted model, not a curated record. The coding region runs from base 80 to 448 and encodes 122 amino acids. Gene Ontology annotation, molecular function: electron transfer activity. Lineage: Eukaryota; Viridiplantae; Streptophyta; Magnoliopsida; Nymphaeales; Nymphaeaceae. Gene Ontology annotation, cellular component: chloroplast. Gene Ontology annotation, biological process: photosynthetic electron transport in photosystem I; response to high light intensity.
GCAGCCCACCGAACCAGGCGAAGGUCAGACCUUAUAAAAGCUGAAGGUCCUCUCCUUCAAGCAUUGUAGAGGAAGAAAGAUGGCAGCGUCUUCCAUGAGCCUGACUUCGUCUUUGCGUGGAAGCUGGGGUUCGUCAAUAGCGGGGGAGGAAUGCAGCAAGUUGGCAAGGUUGGUACCGCCGGCGUCGGUGCGGCAAACCAGGCCCGGCCGAUGCACCCCUGUCAUGAAGAAUGGGAACGAAGGGAAGGGCGUGUUCGCGCCGCUGGUGGUGCUGACGAGAAACAUCAUCGGCAAGAAGCAUUUCAACCAACUCAGGGGAAAAGCAAUUGCCCUGCACUCUCGGAUUAUUACUGAGUUCUGUAAAUCAAUCGGUGCGGACAGCAAACAGAGGCAAGGCUUGAUUCAGUUGGCAAAGAAGAACGGAGAGAGACUUGGAAUGCUGGCCUGACAUGAGCAGUUACAGCUUUUCUUAUGUAGUUUAAUGGUGCUUAUAGUGUACGAGAUGCAAAUAACUGGUCAUCUUUCCUAAUGAGACACUUGUUCCAACUAAAAUUUUGCAAGACAUCU